Drosophila biarmipes is the source of this 1465-nucleotide messenger RNA. RefSeq lists its product as uncharacterized. Bases 1123 to 1386 code for a protein of 87 amino acids. The record is from RefSeq and is a predicted model, not a curated record. The transcript is spliced from 4 exons. Lineage: Eukaryota; Metazoa; Arthropoda; Insecta; Diptera; Drosophilidae.
AAAGUUUCGUUAAAAAUGCAGAAUGAACGAAAAAUGAUAUAUCGCCUGAAAAUGCAAAAAACUACAAACCUUUAUCGUGCAAACAUCGAUAGUCAUCUUUCACAUUUUUUUUAGUUUUAUUUGUCAAAACGAAAAUAAAAUUGUGUUUUGUGUUAGCCGAAAUAAAAUGAAAACAGAAGUGAAAGUGGAAUGCUUUUUGUUAUCUUAAAUAGCUUGUCAUUAAUUUGCUACUAUCACAGUAUUCAUUGGCAAUAUAUUUUAUUUUAAUUCAAUAUUUUCUGAUCCUAUCUCAAAUUGUACCCCAAAUACAUUCCAAGGUAAAAACUAUUUUCGCUCUGUAAAACGCAAACUGUUUAAAUGGGAAGAAAUGAUGAGAUAAAAAACAACAUUACUUACCGCAAACAAAGGAAAUCGAAAUGUGGAAAUGGUACAUUCACCAUCUACCAUCAAAAGCUGAGCUGGUGGCCAAUACAAGCUUGGUGCUUCUGUGCCUUUCAUUUUCGGUUGUUCGUCGUUAUCAUUGUUUAGUGGCGUGAUUGUUUCAAUUUUCUGUGACAAGAAGAAAAAGAACUCAUAGUUGCACCGACUAACAUCGUCAAUUAUUGCAUAAAAAAGUCCGUCAAAUUAGGAUUGGGAAUUAACUUGAAAAUUUAUGAACGGCAAGACCUUAUGGAGCAUCAGUUCAACGGAUUAGAGACGGUGAAUGGAUCUCUGUGGAAAGACGCUAUAAAAUAUAAAAUAUUAUAUAUAUCCCCUACUGCUCACAUCGACGAAAGCCGCGAUCUGAUUAGGAAAAAUACCUGAUUAAAGUGAGCGAAUAUCUGCCAACAUAACAGAAACAGAAACUUGGCAUAUUAAUGUGACCAAACACACGACCAGUAUACCAGGACUGGACGAACAAAGGAAAUGUAUACAUACAUACUAAUUCCUUUGACCAACGUUUGACAAAGACAAAAACCUCUUAUACUCGGCUUGCAAAAGGGCAUGGAAUUCGGGACUCUAUAACGGCAAGCAAAGUUUUACAUCGUCAGCGUACAUCAUAACAUGAGAGGAGAGAACUCUUGAGAUGCAUUCGCUCAGGUGGAGCCCUCGGAGCCUCCGGAAAAGGUUCUUCAGAAGGCGAUGCGGUGCAUGAGAAACUUGAGUUGCUCGAAGCGGAAGGGUACGCAGCCUCCAGAUGAUGGAGGGGGUGCCAAGAACCCCAAUAACACCGAUGCAUUCGCUCAGGUGGAGCCCUCGGAGCCUCCGGAAAAGGUUCUUCAGAAGGCGAUGCGGUGCAUGAGAAACUUGAGUUGCUCGAAGCGGAAGGGUACGCAGCCUCCAGAUGAUGGAGGAGGUGCCAAGAACCCCAAUAACACCGGUAACCUAAAAGCGCCCGCAUUGUAAAUUUAAUAGUAAAUAAUUCAAAACAAUGAAAUAGAACCGAAAUAUAUUUUAUAUCUAUGUGUAUAUCUGCUAAACGCUA